AUGACGCAUCAAGGCGGCACGCACACGGAGGGUACCCCUGGGUUUGACUUGGGUUCAGACUCAGACCCCCGUGCCACCGCUGCUGCCGGUCAGAUCCAGCCUCAUCAGCUGCACUCCAUCCCAAUCCCUUUGCGCCCUCUGCCGGGGUCGUCAAGUCACCGUCCCACUCCCACGCCUGCUCUGUCACAGCUGCGGGACAAUCCGCUGCCUGCCGUUUCCGACCCACCAUCCCACCCUUCUUCCAUCCUCAAAACCGACCCAUCCUCCGCUCCUGCCUCCCCGGAUGCCUCUUGCGACCUCUCAAAUGGCACAGACACCGACACCCACUCUGCUCAUUCUGGAGGAGACACUGACAACGAGAGCUCGAAUGUCGCCGCCGCUCGACCUUCCGACCAGCUCCCCAUGCAACUCCUAAACAAGGCCCCGCCCUUCCUGCGCUCCUCGCCAGGCUUCCGCUCGCCAUCCUACGGUGCCGUGCCGCUCGGCUCCGCGGGUGACGUCCCGGCCGCCUCCGAGGCCAGCAAUGACGCAGGCGAGGGCUCCAGCGACGGGGACAGCCGCGGUGGUGAUACGCGUACUACAAGACCAGCCAAGUCCCACUCGUCGCUGAGGAAAUCCGUGUCACGGGGCCGCCUCUCGCGCUCGUCAGAAGAGCUGGCCAGCUCCACAGUAGUCGGCGGGAUAGAGGGCCGAUAUGCGGUGACCGAGUCGUCCUUGGCAAGCGACGUGCUCGCCGACCCAAAGAAUUCCGGGUCAGAAGAUGAGGACGACGACAGUGUUGGCGUUUCAAUACCACCGGACGACGACGAGGACCCUCCCGACAACUCGCCCUACCCACAAGUCCGCGCUUCAGUGGCUCCCUACGACAACACGACCCUGUCGAUAUCAACACCUCGCAUGUGGACUCUCAGCGUUCUGUUUUCAAUUCUUGGAUCUUCGACCAACUUGUUCUUUUCUUUGAGAUACCCCAGUGUUUCCAUUACGCCUGUCAUAGCGUUGUUACUUGUUCAUCCUCUCGGCCUGCUUUGGGACUUGACUCUGAAGCGUCGCGACGAUCCUCCCGAGGAGUUCAUCGACGGUAAUCUGUCUGGUGGCGCCGGAUCCUCGACCGUGCCCUUGAAUGAGGACGACCCUGUCCUCAACUCAACCCCGCGAACAAGACUUGGCCGUCUACGACUGUGGCUGGCGCAAGGCCGGUGGAACGAGAAGGAGCAUGCCUGUGUCUAUGUUAGCAGCAACGUCUCUUUCGGCUUUGCCUUCGCCACCGAUGAUAUUGUCGAGCAAACGCAGUUUUACAAACAGGAUGCCAGCAUCGUCUACCAGCUACUCCUGACCCUGUCGACCCAAAUCCUGGGCUACGCGUUCGCUGGCUUGACGAGGCGCUUCUUGGUUCGACCUAGCGGCAUGAUCUGGCCGAGCACGCUCAUGUCGGCCGCCAUGUUCACGACCCUUCACAAGGAGGAGAACAAACCGGCAGACGGAUGGCGCAUAAGCCGGUGGAACUUCUUCUACGUCGUCUGGACCGUGUCAUUCCUCUUCUACUUCUUCCCGGGUCUGUUGAUGCCGUGCUUGAGCUACUUCAACGUUCUCACAUGGUUCGCGCCGAAGAAUGUCGUGGUAGCCAACCUCUUUGGUGUCACGUCCGGCCUCGGGCUGUUCCCUGUCACGUUCGACUGGGCUCAGAUAGCCUAUAUCGGGAGCCCUUUGCUCACGCCCUUCUGGGCUGCCAUGAACGUCGUCGGUGGACUGGUCCUUGUCAUGUGGAUCAUCGCACCCAUUGCAUACUACAGCAACUGGCUGUACUCUUCGUACAUGCCUAUUCUUUCGGCAGCCGUGUUCGACAAUACCGGCAAGGUCUACGACGUCAGCAAAAUUCUAACAAAAGAUUUUCUGUUUGACAAGGAGGCAUACCAGAACUACAGCCGAGUCUUCCUCCCCAUCACAUAUGUCCUGAGCUACGGUGUUCAGUUUGCUGGGCUGGCAGCAUUGCUCACUCACACGGCUUGCUGGCAUGGGCACGACAUUUGGACACAGUGGACCAGGUCCCUGAAGGAGGCGAAGGACGAAUCAAAGGCUGCGUAUCAGCCACUUGCGAACGAACCAGGAGAUUCAGCGGGCCGAAGGCCGAAUGAGAACGGCGUGCGACAACGCAGAAGCAUGUCCAUGUCGAACUCAAAUUCUGGCCUGGAGGGCUUGAUGAACCGGGAGGAUGUCCACAAUCGGUUGAUGAAGCGGUACAAGGAUGCCCCGAUCACAUGGUAUCUGAUCACUUUCGCUACGAUGCUGGUGGUGGGCAUAUUUGUCGUCGAGUACUACCCAAUCCAUCUCCCUUGGUACGGGCUUCUGCUUGCGCUGGGGAUUUGCACCAUUCUCUUUAUCCCCAUCGGCAUCAUCAUGGCGGUCACCAACCAGCACAGCAGUAUUUACCUGAUUUGCCAACUGGUCUGCGGGGCUGUUUUCCCGGGUCGCCCGGUUGCCAACAUGGUUUUCGUCACCUACGGCUACAUCUCGUCCUCUCAGGGUAUCAAGUUUGCGGCUGAUCUCAAACUCGGCCACUACAUGAAGAUCCCGCCCAGGACCUUAUUCUGGGUCCAGAUGGUGGCGACGAUUAUCUCGUCUCUGACGCAGAUUGGGGUGUUGAACUGGAUGUUUGUCAAUGUUCCUGGCAUCUGCACUCCCGAGGCGAUCAACGGCUUCACGUGUCCACUUGCCAGAGUUCAUUUCAACGGUUCCAUUCUCUGGGGUGUUGUCGGACCUGCCGAGUUCUUCGGGCCCAACGCGACCUACCGACCGCUGGUCUGGUGUUUCCUGCUGGGGGCGGUCGCACCGAUCCCACUGUAUUUCUACAGCCGAAACAAAAAGAAGAGCAUCGUUCGCAAGAUCAACCUCCCGGUACUGUUUGGUUCUUUGAGCUGGAUACCGCCUGCGACUGGCCUCAACUUCUCGGUCUGGGCCGUUGUCUGCUACUUCUUCAACUACCUGAUCAAGAAUAGGGCACAGGCGUGGUGGGCCAAAUACACAAUGACGUUGAGUGCAGCCCUGGACUCUGGGCUCGCGUUUGGCAUCGUCGUGGUCUUCUUUGGCCUUAUCUACCCUGGCUGGACCAAGAACUUCAGUUGGUGGGGCACGGAGGUGUACAAGCAAGGCUGCGACUGGCAGGCCUGCUCUUACAACACCGUCCCCGAGGGUGGUCGCUUUGGGCCCGAAACGUGGUGAGCCUAGAUGAGAGCGUAAUUACACUCACGACCGUUGGCACAGCACACAGCGCAUUUGCGAGGCAAUUUGCAUGGAUGGAAGACACAUAUACACAUAUACGCAUGAGUGACGAAAUGAUUACAUGAAUGGGGGGGUUGAAGUUACUUACACUUGGAAUAUUGGAGUCUUGGGAGCGGCGCACUCUUUCUUGCUGGAUACUUACUGCUGGCUCCGGAUGCAUCAUUAGCGGAGGAUAUCAGAUAGACGCAUAUGCGAGUGACUAGGACAGAACACCCCGCGAGGUCAAAAUGGCACUCAAACGUCUCGGGAG
This is a messenger RNA of Diaporthe batatas, 3526 nucleotides long. RefSeq lists its product as uncharacterized. Gene Ontology annotation, biological process: transmembrane transport. Gene Ontology annotation, molecular function: oligopeptide transmembrane transporter activity. The coding region runs from base 1 to 3216 and encodes 1071 amino acids. The transcript has a single exon. NCBI's taxonomy places the organism in Eukaryota, Fungi, Ascomycota, Sordariomycetes, Diaporthales, Diaporthaceae. The record is from RefSeq and is a predicted model, not a curated record.